AUGAAAAGCUUCCAGCAAAGCUGGAAUAGAAGUCCACCUUCCACCAGUUGGCUCUUUGAGGUGUGGUUUGGUGAAGCAUUUUGGGUUCCGGCUGCAAAGCCCUCUUGCCGAUGUCGACCCGGCAACCAGAAUACCAUUGUGCGGACGUCGCAGAUCGUCGAAAUUUCUACUUUCGCCGUGAAGCAGGGACUGCCUAUUCUUGCCCACCGCAGCAAAAAUCUCCAUCCCCACGUCCGUACCGUCCGAGUAGGGCACAUGUUACGAACGGGUCUGAGGCCGAAAAGAGGCGAUUCGCAGGCCCCGACAACAUAA
This is a messenger RNA of Protopolystoma xenopodis, 312 nucleotides long. NCBI's taxonomy places the organism in Eukaryota, Metazoa, Platyhelminthes, Monogenea, Polystomatidea, Polystomatidae. The record is from the annotation of a GenBank genome assembly.